Molecule: messenger RNA, 102 nt
Organism: Fusarium verticillioides 7600
Lineage: Eukaryota; Fungi; Ascomycota; Sordariomycetes; Hypocreales; Nectriaceae
Exons: 1
Coding region: 1-102 (33 amino acids)
Source: RefSeq, a predicted model, not a curated record
AUGGAGGCCCUGCUGGCUUCCUUUUUGCACGGAUCUGUCAGUCGUAUCAUCACCAUCGGCUUUGGCAUUCUGUUUGAUUUGGUUCAUGAUAUCUACGGAUGA